Molecule: messenger RNA, 1044 nt
Organism: Durio zibethinus
Lineage: Eukaryota; Viridiplantae; Streptophyta; Magnoliopsida; Malvales; Malvaceae
Source: RefSeq, a predicted model, not a curated record
GUAUAUAUAUUAAUGUGGUUUUCAAUUUUGUACUUUCUCUCGCUUAAUAAACCACCAAUUACUUUCUCUCUCUUUAAAAAGCGCCUACCUUUGACCGAUCCAAAUGCAGUCCUCUCUUUCUCUCUCUCUCUGCUAAUUCAAAGCCGAAAGCAAAACCCCAGAAAAAUCCCUCUUUUGGUGUUCAUGAUACGCUUGCUGCGAUUCUUUUAGAAUGUACUCGUGCCUCUCGUAUCCUGUCGCCGCUAAACCCAUCAACAAUUUCUCUCCGAUUUCGCCGCCGAAAAAGGCUGCUUCUGUGAGAAAUUCGGUGCAGGCGGCGGCGUCGUCGUCUUUUAAGUCUGCAACCGCCAGGGACAACAAGAACGAGGCGCUGGCAGUGGUGGCGGGGAGUUUGUAUGAGAUACUAAGGGUGGAGAGAACGGCGUCGUUGAACGAGAUCAAGACGGCGUACCGGAGAUUGGCCAAGGUGUACCAUCCCGACGCGAUGGGAUCGUCAUCGGACGGCCGUGAUUUCAUCGAGAUACAAAACGCAUACGCGACGUUGUCGGAUCCAUUGGCGAGGGCCAUGUAUGAUAUGUCGUUGGGGGCACGUGCGAGGCGGGUCAGGAGACGGGUUUACCCGAUCAGAAGAUGGGAGACCGAUCAGUGCUGGUAGCAGUUAGGACACAGACAUUGUUGGGAAAAUGUAGGAAAUUUCAGACACGUCACGUGACUUGGCAAUGUUUGUUAGAAUUUGGUGUAAAUUCUUCUUAGAAUUUGGCGUGUGUGAUAAGAGUAGAUUGGGUAUUUUUUUAAGCUUGCUUCUUGGCAAUGCGAUUGUUAAUUUUUACAUAUUUUUUUAAUUCCUAAUCUACUUGAAUCUAAUACUUAUUUUGCUGAAAAAGAUAUUACACAUUUCUUCACAAUUCCAAUGACAAGCAAGCUGAUCCAAAUUCAUUGGUUAAUAUGUCAUUUAUAAUAAUAAUUUUGUAUUAAAUGCAAUAUAGUUAAUAAUUACUAAUGCAUUGGAUUUGGAUGAAUAUAUCUAAAAAAAAAAAAAAAGCC